GCUCUCGGAUCCCAUCUUUCUUGCGACCAAGAUGCCGGAGGAGCGGAGGCGAAGGGAAGGCGGCACCGGAGGAGACUCGAUGCCCCGACGCGAGGGCCGCGAUCACGGUGGCAGAAGUCACCACUCACGAUCGGAACGGGAGAGGGAAAGAGAAAGGGAAAGGGAAAGGGAACCCAGUCCUAAAAGACCAAAAAGAGAUGGAAAAUCAGCAUCUGAGAGAAAAUUCUCUGGUAAUCAUGAUUUGAAUGUUGAUGAUAAUAAGGAGCGGAAAACACGUAGGCGGUUUCAAGAUGCUUUGCCUGUUGAGAAUUCUUCAGCAACUGAUACCAAGGUGAAGUCUGCAAAUCUUAAAGAUGGUUCUCACAGGAAGGUUGAUCCUGAUAAUACCAAACAAUCUGACCAAAUGGAUGCACCAUGGACUCGAUCCCACUUUCAGGUAAAAUAUUCACGGGUGAUGGUUUCUCUGCGGUGGCUUCUCCCAUGACUUUCGGCGGGGUUCUUGUUCGGAUCCAUGCCUUCAAGUACCUCAUUUUAUAUAACAAUCUAAGGCUACCUAUGCAGCACGACGAACGUGGCGGUGCUGGGCAUGGUGGUCGAAGCUAUGUUCGCAGAGAUGCUGAUGAAGGAAGGAAUAAUGCAAAGGAGCAGACUGGUGACAGGGUGGACAAGAUAGAGGCAUCUGACAUGCAGAGAAAAUACGACAGCCGGACUAGAGCUCAUGCAGGUGACAACAAUGAAUGGAGACAUGAUGGAUUUUAUGAGUUGGAAGUUGAGGCAGCAGCUCCCAGGAAAAGACCUGCUUUCAGUGAAAGAAAAAUGGCUACAGAAAAAGAUUCUGUGGCUGCCCCUCCCACCGGACCAGAAUCAAGAAACCACCAUGAUCAUCAAAUGCUUGGUGCUGUAAGAAGGGAAGAAAAGGGAAACAACUUUUCACGUGGUGAUAAGCCUGAGAGAUGUUUCAAUCGAGCUGAUGAUAGAUAUGAUAAGAGAGGAGACAGAUAUCUGCAAAGAAAUGAAAUCAACAGAGCUGGCUAUCAGUCAAGGGAGAUGCAUGGUGGCAGGGACGUGAGGGGUAGGGAAAGAUUCACAGGAAGAUAUGGUGAGAGAAAUAUGUCCCGAGAGAGUGGUUUCCAGGCAGAAAAAUGGAAGCAUGAUCUUUUCGACGAAGCAAAUAGAAGCCCUACUCCAAAGAAUGAAGAAGAACAGAUCGCGAAGGUUGAAGCACUGUUGUCUCUGUAGUUUGUGCCCCUCUCAAGCGGAAUGGUUCUGUUCCUCCACAAGGCUUUCUGCUCAUUGAAGUAUGCAUCUCCGUAAGGCUGUUGGAAAUUUAGUUGGAGGUUUGUCUUUUUGUGAAUUUUAUGUUAACUCCAGACAAAUUCUCUGCGUAAAAGAAGGCUGUGAUUUGUUUUUUCUA
Molecule: messenger RNA, 1414 nt
Organism: Musa acuminata AAA Group (dessert banana)
Lineage: Eukaryota; Viridiplantae; Streptophyta; Magnoliopsida; Zingiberales; Musaceae
Exons: 5
Coding region: 415-1239 (274 amino acids)
Source: RefSeq, a predicted model, not a curated record